Molecule: messenger RNA, 6306 nt
Organism: Paramuricea clavata
Lineage: Eukaryota; Metazoa; Cnidaria; Anthozoa; Malacalcyonacea; Plexauridae
Source: the annotation of a GenBank genome assembly
UUUCUGUUUAGGAGAAUAUGCUCGUGCAUUUCGUCAGAAACCACUGGAACCAUUGGUCAGCUUAUUAAUGGGAUUAUCUUUUCUUCAAAUGGCUUGUCAGAAAUUUCAAUAUGGUCGCAAUGCAAGUAUCAUGCAAGUAAGAGAUCUGUGACUACUUGUGCUUUUUGUUAUUUUGGCGGAGUAUGUAAUAGACCUUAUGCAUAAGACGUCACAAGGCUUAAUGCCCGCGAGGAAUGCUGGUCUUAGUAAGUCAUCGCCCGGGAAAAUUUCGAUAGUGGCCAUUUUGAAUUGUUUAAUUUUCCCGGGCGAUGACUAAAGACCAGCAUUCCUCGUGGGCAUCAAGCCUUGUGACGUCAUUAUGCAUAAGGUCUAUUCUUUUCGUAGGUUCUGUAUCAUUGUGAUGGUGUAAAAACCAUGAUUGACCUGCAUGUUGUGUAGGUGGUAUUAUAAAGUAGGCCGCUGUGAUUUGUGUCCGAACUAUCUUAAAGAGGUUAAAAAUACUUGGACAUAUCAUGCGAGUCCCUCCGUAGGUUCGUGGUGACUAUGCUCAUGACGAUAAAUAUGAUUGUUGGUUUGGGCAUAUUAACUAUGGUUUGGGAGAAGGGGGGGCAUUUGUAGAAAUAAGCACCAUCGAACGCGUAUAUACUGUAGGUGUGAGGUGUGCAGGUGAUUGUGGCCCUUAUUGUAGUUUCACUAAAUUGGAUAGUCAAAGAUGUCGCAUUUGGAACUGGUGGAUAUCUCGUUUUCUCAAACUAUUUCAAAUUUUGUAGGCUUUCUUAUUUCUUUAUCAAUAUGAAGGCUUGCGGGGAAAAUGCCAGGAAACAGAUUAUAAUAUGGGAAGAAGUUACCAUCAAAUAGGUAAGUGUAUUCAGGGAGAAGACCUGAUAAUAAACUGGCGUAAUUAGUGCUCUUAAGUAUAGGUAGUAUAGUUUCGAGUGCAAUUUGGAAAACAACCUGCAUGCAUGCACGAGUGAGUUUUUCGAAGACGAUCGAAUGGGAAAAAAUGUAAAUUCAUGGCACUUGCAUGCAUCAAACGUAUGCGAAAUAGAUUAUUCACUUACUCGUUUGAGCGGAGUAACAACUUAAUACAAGUUUUCAACUGUCGAAAGUUAGAGGCUUGACAUUUAUAUCUUUUUUUGGCACUAAUUGUUUUAGCCCACACUGAAUUUCUUUUUUUUGCACUGUAUUUCAAGAAAAUUUCACUGCUCCUAGCUCAGGAUUGAGUAAUCUUUCCAUGUAUAUUACUAAACCCGUAAAACACCAGUUUAUUAUGUGCGUCAUACAAAUACCAAUCGAAAGCUUGCGUUUCAUUCAUUUAUUGUGGCAUUCAUAACAUCCAAGUGGCAUGAGUAUGAACACAAUGGAGGCUAGAGGCAAUGAUCAUGCAGUGUAUGUGCGUUUCACCUCUUCACUGUAGUUCGAUACCUGAUUCGGUAUGCCUUAUUAAUUUCGCCUUGUUAGCAUGUAAGAAGAGUGUUCCAGUUUGAUUAUCAUAACACAGCAGGUUUCUCCCUUUCGUAAUAACAAUGUAUACCAAUUAGGGCCUACCAUAGUCUACCCUUAGAGGGCCAGAAAAGUUUAUAUAGAGAUAGACCUAUCCAGUAUUAAAAAAGUUGGUCUUUUAAUAUAUGGUUUACGGUCAAAAACACCUCAAUCAACUAGACUUCAUUGUUCAUUUCAUUUAUGUUGUGAUGAUGAAUUUCAUUUUGUUGAUAACCUUGAUCAAGGUGAUCAGACCACCGACUACUGCAGUGACUAAAUAGUAACUAGUUUGUUAACGGAUAUUGUUUCUUAUCAUAAUUUUGUUCUGUAUCUCCAGGUUUAGUAAAUUUUGCCUCACAUUACUAUCACAAGGUCCUAAACUACCCGAUGGUUGAAGAAAAUAAUAAUGAAAAGGUAAUUCAUUGAGGAGUCACCUAUAAUUAUCGACAUUUUGACAAGGGGACAAACCGUACACUGGUAGGAGGAAGUCAUUAACCAAUGGACCUAUUCCCUAAUGAACAAAAUUUUGAUCUAGACAAGUCUAGACAAAAAUUUCAUCACAGCUUGAAAGAGCAUCACAAAAUUAGUAAUAUUCCAAAGUUUCGUUGCGAAAUGUUGUAAAAUGCGGAUAAUAUAGCCCUGCGAAGUUUGCCGUUUUUCAGUCAUUUUGUAUUACGCACGGGAAAUUGAUACCUUUUUUCAGGCUAUAUAUUAUCCGCAUUUUAUAACAUUUCGCAACGAAACUCUUUUUUUUUCUUUUUUUUUUUAAUGAAUUUAUUGAGCAAUCUACAUACGUACUAUAUCAGGUACAAAGAUAAAUACUUGACAAACGAAAGACAAUUAAAACACACGUCACAAAUCACAAAUUAGUAGAUACACUCAAACGGAAAAGCACAAGGGACAAAUUAGUAGAUACACUCAAACGGGACACUAAAAGUCCCAUGCGAGGUGCUCCCCGUAAUUAGUUUAGAUAUAGUUAAUUAAAUAUACACACACAUAUAUAUUACUUGUGGUAUUAAGUCCUAUGGCAAGGACAGUCACGAGUUAAUGACCACGUACAAGCCAUGUCUACGUCAUAAACAUUACUAAUUAAUGUAUAGUAUCUACGUUUAAGAUAGUGUUUAAACGAGUUUGGAUUACGGAAAAUGUCAGGUGAGACUUCUUGGCACACUGUGUUCCAAAUCUUUACAACACGAUUGUAGUAUGAAGACUGGAAAGUGUUAGUUUUACAGAGUUUAAUUUGAAGGAUAUAUCUUGACCUAUGGCUCAGUCUAGUACGACCAUGACUCACAAACGACACAUAGUUAUCGAUAUUGACGUCAAUGUAACUAAACAAUGGUUUGAAGAAAUACACCAAGUCUCUGACUUCUCGAUCAUAGGUUAACGGUAGCAGAUCUAUUGCUAAUAACCGUUCUCUGUACGACAGUUCGCCUCGCUUUGUCAUUGUUAUCAACCUAGUCGCUCUUCUUUGCACAUUUUCAACACGUGUUGAAAUCUGGACGCUGUUAACCGGCGACCAUACCUCUGUAGCAUAACACAGCUGGGACUUAACCAACGAUAAAUAUAAAGUUCGUCUGGCUUUCAUGUCCAUCAAUUCGGUACAAGUUCUUCUAAGUACGCCUAGUAUUUUGUUGGCCUUCGCGACGAUGGUGUUCGCGUGAAUGCCCCAAGAAAGUUUUGAUGUGGUGGUAAUUCCAAGAUCUUUUUCCCUAUCUACUCGAGUCAGGUUUUGGCUCCCAAGAGUGUAGUCAUGAAUGAUAGGAUUUUUCUUUCUGGUGAUGGUGAGGACUUUGCACUUAGAGACGUUGAAGCGGAGGUUGUUUUCCAUAGUCCAGAGAUUAAGAUUGGAUAGGGAGUGUUGAAAAGACGCACAAUCACGAUUACAGGUGAUGGUUUUGUGCAGUUUGGUGUCAUCUGCAUACAGAGCUGUACCUGUUCGGGCUUCUAUGUCGGGUAGAUCGUUGAUGAAUACUACAAACAACAUGGGUCCUAGAAUGCUUCCCUGAGGCACACCGGAAGUGACAGAAGACCAUCAUUUAGAUGUCACAUCAUCCACAACGACUCUUUGUGUCCUACUAUUAAGGUAGUUAACAAACCAAUCAAGAGCUGAGCCAGUCACACCGUAACAACGAAGCUUAGCUAGGAGGAUCGUGUGAUCUACAGAGUCGAAUGCCUUGGGAAAGUCGAGGUACAAUACAUCAGUCUGAGUGUUUCUGUCUAGAUCUUGUCCGAUGACCUGGAGGACAGACAGGAGUUGGGUGACGCAGGAUCUAUUUCUGAGAAAGCUGUGUUGGGAUGGACUGAUGAGGUGAGCAACAUGAUCAUAAAAUCUUGAGUAAACGCAGCGUUCCAGGAUCUUGCUAACGAUAGGCAAUAACGAGAUUGGCCUAUAGUUAUCUGCUGGUUCUUUCGAGUCUUUUUUAUGUAUGGGGGUCAGAUUUGCCGAUUUCCACUCCGAUGGAAUAAAACCAGAUUUGAGGGGGGCGUUGAAAAGGACACACAGGCUUGGGGCAAUUUGUUGAUGACAUUCUUUCAGAAGCCGCGCAGGAAUACCGUCAGGACCGCUUGCUUUUGUCACGUCUAGAUUGGCCAGGUGGUUAGAGACUUCUUCCUCGUCAACCGUUAUUUCUCUAAGUUGUAAGUCAGUUUUUAAUUGAGAAGAAUCGAAGGCAUGACUCCUAGGAUGGUUAGAUUGGAAAACGGAAGAGAAAUAUGAGUUAAAGAGUUCAGAUUUUUCGGCAGACGUUUUUGCCACUUUGCCUUUGUAGGAGAUGACGGGAUUGAGAGUCGAUUUAAAUGACGGGAUUUAAAUGACGGGAUUGACGGGAGUCGAUUUUCUUUCAAGCUGUGAUGAAAUUUUUGUCUAGACUUGUCUAGAUCAAAAUUUUGUUCAUUAGGGAAUAGGUCCAUUGCACGCUCUGGAAAAUGUCGAUGAUAGACCAAUUAUCAUUAUUUCUGAGGUUCAACAUUUAAGAGUACGCCCUGGGGGGGGGCGAGGGGAAGAAGUCGAGAAAAAAGGGUACUACCUGUACAUUGUAAUAAUUAUGAAUGAUCCCUAAUUAUCCUGACAGUUGUUCGACAUGCAUGCAUUGCGCAGUCAAGAGCGUAAAUCCAUUCCAAAAAGUGGGGGUAAUUUAUUCUAAAUUAUAUUACGAAUGUCCAAAAAGUGAGGGGAGCGCAUCCUCCUUUCCCCGCCGAGGAUUUACGCCGUGCUCGUUAAAAGUUGUUUAGCUGCGUGUUGUCCGAUUUAAUUAAAGUGCGUAUGACAUGAAAUUUCUUAUUUUCUUAAAUGAAAGAACUCUUUAAGCUGUAGUGUAACUUAUUUUUCAGUUUCUUGUUUUUAUGGUCUGUUCCCGAGAUAUUUCAAUUUGUUUGAUAUGUAAAUGAUGUGAAUAUAAGUUCUUUGUAUGUUUGAAUGUGAAUAUGUCCGCUAAUUUAUGACGUCACAUUGGUUGCAAGCUCAACUUAACUGGUUAUAAAUCUAUUAACUCUAAAAACUGUAGAUAUCAGUUCACGAUUUUCUACAGUGUUUCAUCACAUUUACCAGUGAGUGAAGUUUGAAAUUAUCAUCUUGGAUGAUAGUGCAGUAAUAUUCAACCAUUUUGAAGAGCUUGCAACCAAUGUGACGUCAUAAAUUAGCGGACAUAUUUACACUCAUUUACAUAUCAAACAAAUUGAAAUAUCUCGGGAACAAACCAUAAAAACAAGAAACUGAAAAAUAAGUUACACUACAGCUUAAAGACUUCUUUCAUUUAAGAAAAUAAGAAAUUUCAUGUCAUAUGCACUUUAAGAAACGCAAUGUAUUUAUUGACUUUUAUUUGUGUUUUAGUUUUGGGACAAGAACAACUUACAUCGCGAGGCUGCUUUCAACUUAUCAUUAAUAUACCGCGCUAGUGGUAACAAUCAAGUAGCAAGGGAUUUAUUGCAGAAAUAUUGUACCUUAUGAUAAAUCCUGAACGAACAUCUGUUCUGUGAUGAUACACUGAGGCCACACGCUAAAUUUGUCUAUAUUGUGUAUAUAACUAUACUUUUACGUCAGGCGAUUGCAGAUCAUUUGCAGAAUGGGCAGCCGGCUCCACUUCAUUCUCUCCACUUCAUUCUCUUGAAAACAUACAGAAAUUUUAAGUAUUGGGCAAGACUGAAUAACCCUAUAGUGAUUUUGCAAAUAGUUUGUAGACAGAGAAGUUCAAACAAAGAGUUUUAUUAUAUACCAAGGGGCGGUUGUUCGAAAGCCGUUUAGUUAAUCCUGGCUUAACCAAAAACUUCAAAGCAACUUUCCCAUGCAAUAGUUUGUUUGUAUGCAUGAAAAUAUUUUUCUAGAAAUCUUUUCUGGAUCGAUAAAUGUUUCAUUUUUUUAAGUUUUGAAAUAAAAGAAUGUGCAAAAAUACACAAAUCAAAUCAGCAGGUUAAAUCUUAACUCGGGGUUAGCGUUAAUCUAGCUUUGAACAACCGACCCCAAGUGUCAAAGUUCAGCGUCAACGUCAGGGCAACGGCUAUGAGUGGUGGACAUUACUUUCAUUCACCGGUGAAUAAUGUGCCCGCAUCCAAAUUCUGCAUGCCAAUCUAAAGGCAAUCGCUGCGUGAAGCUGGUGAAUAAAAUCUUCAGUUAUGGGGCAAAAAUUAUGGUACUUUCUCCUCCCCCCCCAUUCUUUUUUGUUUUCUUUAAUACUUGGUAUAAAAUACUUAUUGAUUCCACAAAACAUACUGUUUUCCUCGGAUCGUACUAAAUAAUCCACAAUUUCAUGCAGGGAUAUAUAUGUAUUGUAUAUAUAGAAUGCUAUUUAUUUUACAUGCUGUACUGUAAGAUAUAGUUAUUUAAAAAAC